Messenger RNA from Venturia canescens, 7104 nucleotides. It is a transcript of the gene Eps-15, whose product is annotated as Epidermal growth factor receptor pathway substrate clone 15. Lineage: Eukaryota; Metazoa; Arthropoda; Insecta; Hymenoptera; Ichneumonidae. The transcript has 14 exons. Gene Ontology annotation, cellular component: cytoplasm; clathrin coat of coated pit; plasma membrane. The record is from RefSeq and is a predicted model, not a curated record. Gene Ontology annotation, biological process: endosomal transport; endocytosis. The coding region runs from base 462 to 3656 and encodes 1064 amino acids. Gene Ontology annotation, molecular function: cadherin binding; calcium ion binding.
CUCUGUGGGCCUCUUGUGGUUGACAAUCGAAGCUGAUCGAAGUAAAACAUUUUGCAAAAUAUCGUCACCAGUAUAGCGUAAAUAAGCCCCGAGACUGAGACCUACCCCCACCAACGUUUUCAAACCAGUGUAAAAAGCUAUAUCGAUAUAUAUAUUCAACGUUCAACGUACAUUCUAAAGUGAAUCCCAUCGAUUUCGGGCAUUCAUUUCGUAAUCGUUUGAGCAUUUAUGUCCUGUAUCCAUUGAGAAAAAUCAUAAGUGAUAACAUUCGAACAACGGAAAGACUUCAUCCGUUUUUCAUCCACGUGACUACGAUAAGAUUGUGGGUUUUUGAACCGCCUACUUUUCUUUUGUCUCGCGCGGCUCUCUCGAAGAAGAAGAGAAUGCGGCUCGAAAUCGUUACAAACUUCUAGCGCUAUCGAUUGACCGUCCGAUUGGUUAAGCCAGUAUUCCAUGCAAGUAUGGCUGCCCUGCCGUCACCCACGCAGGUGGCUGGAAGCCAUAUUGCUAUUUAUGAAGCCUACUACAACCAGGUCGAUCCUCAAGGCUAUGGUCAGGUGGGAGCAUUGGCGGCAGCCCGAUUCCUUAAAAAAUCCCAGCUGAGUGAUAUUGUACUCAGUAGAAUAUGGGAUAUGUCAGACCCACAGUCUCGUGGUUUCCUGGACAAGUCUGGGAUGUUUGUAGCACUUAAACUGUGUGCCUUUGCACAGGCAGGACGUGAACUGAAUAUUGCUAAUCUCAGUCAAGACACACCACCACCAAAAAUGGGUGAAUUGCCGAAAAUAGUACCGAAACCACCGGUUGCUGGUCCACCUGUCAUAACUUCUGUCAGUAGCGGUGAUUGGUCUAUAAAACCGAACGAAAGAGCCAAAUACGAUCAGCUAUUUGACAGUCUCCAACCGUCAAACGGUUACAUUCCCGGAAAUAAGGUUAAAGGUGUACUUAUGGACAGCAAAUUACCUGUCGAUACACUUGGCAAAAUUUGGGAUCUCGCCGACAUGGACAAGGAUGGAAUGCUUGAUAGACACGAAUUUGUUGUUGCCAUGCACUUGGUGUACAAAGCACUGGAAAAAUAUGCGAUACCGAGUGUUUUACCUCCGGAAUUGAUGCCACCGGGAAAAAGAAAACCAGCGCCACCGAUCAUGGAACAAACCGCAGGAGUUCAAAUUCUCCCAAUGGCAACUCCUCCACCGCCUAUUCCACCGUUACCGAACGCGACACUUGCUACCAGUAAUCUUGUUGGGCUUGAGCCAGUAAAGACAACCCCUAUCGCUCCUAAGUGGGUUGUUACCCUAGAAGAUCAGGCAGCAGCUGAUAAACUAUUCCUUCAAGCUGAUAUGGAUAUGGAUGGUUUUGUUUCCGGUUCUGAGAUUAAAGACGUAUUCUUACAAAGCCGACUGCCACAGAGUGUUCUCGCCAAUAUAUGGAGCUUGUGCGACAUAUGUCAGAGCGGAAAAUUAAACAAGGAACAGUUCGCACUAUCGAUGUGGCUGAUAAAACAAACAAUGAAGGGGAUUGAUCCACCAACAAGUCUUACACCGGAAAUGGUCCCACCAUCUCUCAGAAAAAUUUCAGACACUGUUGUGGAAAAUAAUAACAUAACUGGUUAUUCGAAUCCUGAGCUCGACAUGAUCAGCAAGGACAUUGCGGAAUUGGCGCGUGAAAGACGAGCUAUGGAGCAGGACAUAGCCCAAAAAGAAGCAGAUAUUAAAAUAAAGAGCGGAGAAAUUAAGAGUCUCCAGAGUGAGCUCGAUACCCUAGCUGCCACGCUCAAACAGCUGGAAAAUCAACGUGGUGAAGCGCAGAAAAGACUCAACGAUCUGAAAGCUCAGCGAGCCGAUGUAGAUAGAGAAUUGACUGAAAUCGAGAAGGAAACCCGCGGAGAACAGGACAAGGUGGACAAAUUGCGGCAACAAGCUGAAGAGCAGGAAUCAGUUUUACGCACUCAAGAAGACGAACUUAAUUCCAAGAGGCAAGAAUUGGAAGGCUUACGUCAGGAAGAACAACAGCUUGAGAAACAACAAAAUCAGAGCAGAGAACAACUAAAUGAGCUCACGAAAAAUCUGCAAAAUACUCAACUUCAAAUAAGUCAAGCUAAAGUAAAAAUAACGCAUCUCGAGGAACAGCAACGACAAAUGAGUGAUGCGAUCGCUAUUUACGACUCGGCACUUGCUGCUGGUGAUCCAAGUCUCGUCCCAGAUACCAGCCUGAACUUUAAUCCUGAAAUAGAGGACAUUGGCCAGGAGGAACAAAAUUCAAAAACGAACAACAGUGUCGGGGAUGCCGGAGACGGAUUCUCAAAUGGUACAAUUGCAAAUUCAGGUUUUUCUAUGCAAGACGGCGACCCUUUCGCAUCAAGCAAAGCGAAAGAAGCUUUUGGCACGUCGAACGAUACAGAUCCAUUCGCAAGUGCAUUUGAUGCAAAGCCAUCGAACAUUAAUUCCGCGACAAUUCCUGGCGGUUUCUCGAGUGAUCCCUUCGCAUCGACUAAUAAGCAAGAUCCAUUCGAUCCGUUCAGUGAUGGCAAGAUAAAACAGGAAAAAUCAGCCUUAGAGGAUGCACCGGCGAUGAAAGAUCCGUUCGGCGAGGAUCCAUUCGCAAAUCUUCAUGCCCCGACUCGUGCCGAAAGUCCGAGUCCGGCACUGCCGCCGAAAAAAGCAAAACAGCCACCACCGCGACCCGCACCGCCAAGACCAGCUAGCGCACCCGGAGGUCCUGGUGGGCCUUUGCGAGCGGCACCAGCGCCACCAACCCCUUCACCGACACCGGAUCCGUUUGGAAAUGCGAAUUCCGAUCCAUUCGCCGCUCAGAUGCCAUCCAUGGAUAGUGCUAACGGAAAUACCUUUAUGACUGGAAGCACAACGGGCUUUGCUGAUUUUGCCAAUUUCGAUUCCAAGCCGGAACUUUUACCAUGCCGUUCGUCGUCGGUCCCGCCGAGGCCGGUAACAGGCAGGCCCAGAGUCGCAACGUCAUCGAUACCCACGCCAACGUCCAAACUGCCGGAUUUUACGGAGGAUCCAUUUCGGGACUAUCGGUACGAAGAUCCCUUCAACAUCGCCGACCCAUUCGCCGAAGACGCUUUCGCAACGGACGAUACGAUCAAUGCAAAUAUGAAAAGCAACGCUCCACGACAGCUCGAUCCGUUUGGAAUGGAAACUCCAAACAGCCGUAGAGAAAGCAACGAUUCGUUCACACGCGGUGGAUUUGAAUCCGACUUUACGUCGAGUACGGUGCCGCGUAAUCACAAAGUAAACGAGGUGGCAAAUGCUUACGGGGAUGCGAAUAGCAACGUUAAAUAUGAACGAGACUUUUCCGACGUGUUUGCCACCAAAAAAUCAACGAAAACGAUUAACAUCGACGAGGCGUUCUCCGUGAAAACGGAAAAAACGAGCAAGAAAACGGGCCUCGAUGUUAGUGAAGAUUUCAAAAACAAAUUGAGUUUGGGCGAGAAGAAAAAUCAAACUAAUGCUUGGAAGAACAGCGGGGGCGGCGGCGGAAGUUACGCCAUGUCAAAAAUCGAGGAGCGACAACUCGCUUGGGCGUCGAAGCAGAGCUUGAAGGCUGAAGAUGAACGUCGCAAAUUAAAAGAACAGGAAGAAGCUGAUUUUGCGUUCGCGCUAGAACUCAGCAAGCAAGAUAAGAAUGGCAAGUUUUGAUAGCAAAGUCAAGAAAAAUGAAGGACAAGUCUCAAGGAUUUAAAAAGUCUCACUAAAGUCAUUUUGAAUCAGCGGGGAUCAAUAUUUGUUUUAGUAACCGCUCGCAUUUUUCAAUAUAUUUGGUAAAAAUCACUGUGAAAUUAGGCGAUUGCGGAAUCGAUCAUCGGCAUACCCAAGUACAUGAUUUUCUAAGCGUUCUCCCUACUCUAAUUCGUUGGAUCAGUUGACUGGUCGAUUGAUAAAUUUUCCACUUUAAAUGACUAGUCAGUAAGUAUUUACGAAUUAAUCAUAAUUUUUAGUACCGCUAGGAGUUAUUUAGUUAAUUGGUUAAUAGGUAAAUUCAUCGAGUCAUUCGAAUGUUAAUUUAUUAGUCGACCGGUCGGUCCGAUGUUGAUCGGCCAUACGGAAUCUUCAACAAGUUACCUGACUGAUAUUUGUCCUUAGUUAACUACCGAUUCUACCGUUGGGUAGCGUAGUUAACUACUUGACCAAUGUUCAAUAAAAUUGAUUCAUAAGGACUACGAAUUAGUUAAAAAUCAUCUAGUACUGAAAUAAUUGAACCUCUCAAGUCAACCGACUACUCAAUUCUUCAAUCCUCUAAUUAAAUUGAUUAUCUACGUUAAGAUAUUCAUUCGUUUAAUAUUGACACGUUGAGAGAUUGGCCGAUCAGUCAAUCACAAAAAGAUUUCUCAAUUCGUUGAGUAAAUUAAACUAUAAAAUAAUGAAGUCGAAAGAAUGAAAAUUUGGGAUCUUCGUACUUUUGUCAUGAGCGAAAUAGACAGAGAGAGGGAGAGAGAGAGGACAAGAGAGAGUGAGAAGCAGGAGGGGGGCGGGUGGAGGAGGCAGAGUAUUUUGUAGCUUGACAAGAACAAUAAUAUGAAUAAUAUUAAUAAUAAUAAUAAUAAUAGAUAAUAAUGGACGAGCAAAUGACAUAAGCAGUAAACAAGUCCCCUGAUUCAAAUGGCACAGAAAAAUUACGGAUAUCCAACCCUGUUAUGCCUUCCUAAAGCUAAACUCAACACUGCGACUACGCUCUUAUGUAAUAUUGAAGAGAACGAAUCACAAUACGAAGUUUGCCUUUCAAUCGAAAAAGUAGUUAAUGAGAUUGGAGCGGUAAUAAAGUAACUUACGGUAUCGAUGAAAAAAGGAGUAAGAACAGAGUAAAAAGUGAACCGAAGGAAAUGCAUAGGAAGUAUAGAUAUCCGUUAAGUAAAUAACUAUACAUAUAGAUAUUAUUAUAUAACAAUGAGUAUCGUUUAAGUUGUCAGUGUGUCGUGUACGAGUGAGGAAUGCGAGCGUCAUAUCACUGUGUAUUACAUGCGGUUUUGUCAUAAGAUUUGUUGCAGAAAAAAUGCACGUAACAAUUGAAAUCCGCUUGAUUCAAUAGAUGUGAGAUAAUUGUCAGAGACGCGAAGAAUCAUCUUCUGAGUUUUGUUAUUUGUUUUAUUCGUUUUCGAAGCCGUGCGUCAACCGGUCAACUUUUACGUUGCUUUGAAGUUGGUUCAGUCCCUCGGGGCAAUUUCAUCUUUGUUCGAUUGAGAAUAACAAUAAUAAUAACUCAUACACCAGACUUAUUAAUAUAAAUAUAUUUAAAAAACUUCGUUCAUUCCGAACGUUGUAUACAAUUUUUCCAAAGAGUAUUCAUAUUAAUCGCAACGACGAAACGCCCUAGUGCGAUAUGUAAUUUUUUUUCCUUUUUCUCCAAUUAUUAAUGACCAUUUAUUCAUAGUUUUUAUUUUAUUUCAAAACGUUCGAACGAAUUAUCGUUCAACGACAAUCUCCGUGUGCACGCAUCGCCAGAUGUAUAUAUCAUUCUACACAUCGAUAUUUCCGUAAUUAUGUUUAUCGUAAGGUUCAUUUUUUCCGUUGCUCAUGCGUCUUUUGUUUUCUUAUUAUACUUUGGAUACAGCAUGCAUAAUAUUUCCUCUAGUUCAUAUCGCGAUCAUCGACGAAGACAAACGUUUGCAAAUGUAAUCACGUUCGGUAUAAACAGAAAUGUGGUGAAGAAAAGACAACCUGUGCAUAAUGAAAACUGUGUAUGAAAAAAAACUGAAUUUGCAUCGGUAAUGGAAGGAUCGCGUGAAUUUUUUUUUCUCUCUCGAUAAGAAGAUUCGGUGACUAAUAUUUGACUCGUUGAUCGUUUAAGAGGCAUCGCGAAUACAAGUUUCUCUGAUUAAAAUGGAAAAACGUUGACCCGAUAGUAAAAUCUCGUCAAGUAGAGCGGUAGGUCGAAAGAAUUAUUAAUUUUUUAUUGCCUCCCCCGCGAAGAUAUUCGUAACUUUUUCAUGAUAAAUAACUCGCGCGUAUUUUUUAUCAAUUGUUUAUCGCAACGUCGCAACUUGAAUGUGUAAUAAAACUGUUGCUGUCAGUACAACAUUAAACGUUCAGAAACUUUCGUAUUGAGUAUGCUCACUUGAAUUUUAAAAAUAAUCCGUUACGAUGAAUAUACUUGGAAAAUAUAUCGUUGCAAGAACGUUUAUUUCUCCUCGUGGAUCAUCGACAGAGAUUAGAUUUUUUAAUUUAACAGACUUUGCAGUAUUUUUUUAUAGUAGUUCACGAAACAGGAUCUUUCUGCAGUUUCGCAUUUAUAUCGCCAAGUCGAAAGCAAAAAAAUUUUAAAAAAACGUUACCAAAAAUGUAUUAUUCAAACUAAGAGAAAAUAUCGAGAUUUCAAAGAUAUCAAUAAUUAUAAUAAUACUUAUAAAUAUAAUAUGGGAAUAAAAAUGAAAUAUUAUAACAGCGACCGACGGAUCGGAAUGUGUUGAGCGAUGUCAGAAUUGUUGAAUGUUGAAUAUACUUUUCCAAGUUCCAUUAUCGACACCAUUACUGACUUGAAAAGAUCUUGCGAGCGAUAUUUCUUACAGAAAAGAUACCGAAUCGAAAAACAAUAAUAUGCGCGUUAUUACACUUUUAUUUUGAUACUCUUGACACUACUCUUGUACGACUGUGUUAUGUAACAAAAUUCAAAAUGCUUUUGAGAUGCGACGAAGGUACUUCGAUAUUUGAAAAAACACUGUUACGACGUUAACGAUUCGAAUUCUCAUUGGUUUACGAAUAAUUGUUGGCUAUAUACUCACUGUUUCGUUCCAGCAGUUUAUCAGUGUUAUCUCCCAAAUGUAUAUUACGUUUUUAAAGAUAUUGUAUAGCGAAGCGUAAAAGCAAUGAAACGAUCGCGAAAAGAAGAGCGUUUAAAAAAACAAGCGUUUCGAAAAAGCGUACUCCUACGAACAGAGACACAUUCUACUAUGUAUAAUGUCGUCGUCCAUCUUUAACCGCUGAAUCAUUCGCUUAGCACGUUAGAUGUAUGAUACAGGACCCGUUAUAAUUAUGUAAAGCUGCGUUAUGUAUGGGCUAAGAAAAAUAACACGAAAAAAAAAAACAAACAAAAAACACACUCUUAUAUGUUACUGAGUUGUAAGAGUAAUAAUAAACAUGGAGAAAAAAUGAA